Messenger RNA from Diaporthe citri, 1581 nucleotides. RefSeq lists its product as uncharacterized. The transcript has a single exon. Lineage: Eukaryota; Fungi; Ascomycota; Sordariomycetes; Diaporthales; Diaporthaceae. Gene Ontology annotation, molecular function: protein binding. The record is from RefSeq and is a predicted model, not a curated record. Bases 1 to 1581 code for a protein of 526 amino acids.
AUGUCUUCGAAGCCCCACAACGACCCCGCCUCUGAUGAGGAGCCCGAUGUCGUCGACAUGGAGGAAGUCGCCGAGGAGAUCCCAACAGAGAACGCGGAUGGGGACAUUGACAUGUCCGAGCCCGACGAUGACGAGGGGGAAGAGCUCCAACUCGUGAACGACUCGGUCGCAUACUUCGACUCCCACAAGGACUCCGUCUUUGCCAUCGCCCAACACCCCACGAACCCGAACAUCGUAGCUACCGGCGGCAGCGAGGGAGAUUCCGACGACGCCCCGGGCAAGGGAUACGUGUUUGUGGUCCCCGAGAUUGCGCAGAACGACGGACCAGUGCUGCCACCAAGUUUCGCCGCCGACCCGCAGGCCGCCGCGAGGGAGAUGGCCAGCCAGAAGGAGAACGUCCAGAUCCAGCCCGUCUUUGCGAUCGAUGGACACACAGACUCGAUCAACUCGUUGGCCUUCACAUUACCAAACGGAGAGUUCCUGGUUUCGGGCGGAAUGGAUGGGCGGCUGAAGGCGUACAAGGUCGACGCGUCAAAACCAAGCUUCACAUUCGUCGGCGAAAGCCAGGAAGUCCCCGAGAUAAACUGGUUGGCGCCGUGCCCCAGCACCGACUACCCCAACUCCAUCGCCCUCGGCGCCUCAGAUGGUUCCGUCUGGGUGUACACGAUCGACCCCUCGGAUGCCACAACUCCCCUCCAGAUCGUCCAGACCUUUUUCCUGCACACCUCGAGCUGCACGGCCGGCGCGUGGACACCCGACGGAAGCUUGCUUGCCACCGUGGACGAAGAGAGCAGUCUGUAUGUGUGGGACGUGUGGGGACUCGCGGCUGCCAAGGGCCACGUGAGUGACAACGGUCAGACCGUGGUGUCGCUCACGCCUACGGACCAGAGGUUCGCCGUGGAAGGCGGUCUCUUCUCUGUCGCCAUUGAGCCGAGAGGAGGGUACCUGGCCGUCGGCGGAGCUGGAGGAGCCAUCAGGAUCGUCGGCCUGCCAAGGCUCACGGACCAGACGGCUGGUGCCACAGCACAGGCAGGCUCGAAAUCAGCAAAGGCCAAGGGCGCCAAGGCAGGAGCAACCCGGGGUGCUGGUGCCGAGGCGCAGGCAGGUCAGAUCCUGGCAGCGUUACAAGUGCAGGCUGACGGUAUCGAAACUCUGGCGUUCGCUCCGGCUUCCGCAACGGUGCCGCUACUGGCUGCUGGCUCCGUGGAUGGCAGUAUCACAGUGUACGACCCAAGCCGGACAUUCUCUGUGCGGCGACACAUCCAGGGUGCGCACGACGAAUUCAGUGUCGUCAAGGUCGAAUGGGUGAAGCAGGCACACACGACAGGGCCGGCAGCAGCACAACAGCAGUGGUUGCUGACGAGUUGCGGUAUGGACGGCGUGGUGAGGAGAUGGAAUCUCCAGGGUGCGAACCCGACUCAACACGCUCCCAAUGCAACGGUCGCAGGUCUGGAAAAGGAGUGGAAGGGUCACCGGGGAGACGGUGAGGGUGGCGGCGUGUUGGGUUUUGUGCAGGGGCUUGAUGGCAAGAGGGUCGUCACGGCGGGUGAUGAUGGUAUUGUGCUGGUGUUCCAGGCAUAG